Molecule: messenger RNA, 3510 nt
Organism: Rhagoletis pomonella (apple maggot)
Lineage: Eukaryota; Metazoa; Arthropoda; Insecta; Diptera; Tephritidae
Product: transient receptor potential cation channel subfamily A member 1-like
Exons: 13
Coding region: 355-2952 (865 amino acids)
Cellular component (GO): cytoplasm
Molecular function (GO): protein binding
Source: RefSeq, a predicted model, not a curated record
AUUGGCCAUAACUGCGCGCUAAUAAAAUAAUCAAAGUGUUAAAAAAACACUUCCCUGGAAAUCCCUGGUGUGCAAGUGUUGAAAAGUGUUCGAUCAACCAAUUUCUAUUUCUUCUGAUUGGUAUUUCGCAAUUAAAGCUAAUAAAAAAAUAUUUUGUGGUGUCGUGUGCGUCUGUAUUUUGUCACAAAAUGCCAUUUGAGUCUGCUUUUUGCGGCAGUUAGUAUUGAAACCGUAAAAGUGUUGAAGUGUUUCGGAAAAAAACAAAACUUUGUCAAGAACUUUUAUCAAAUUUCACCAUUCACAUAGCCAGGCAGUCCGAUUACCUUGUCGCCUUUUCGUUUCACUGAAGUCGACAUGCCGAAAUUAUUGAAUGGUUUAUACAACAGCAGCCAGCAUGGCAUAUCGCCCGAACUAGCCGAAGCGCAACCUAAACUACUCCCCCGGUCAUAUAGAAAUAAAAGACAACAAAGCAAAUUCUGGAUAUUUUCCAUGAUAAUCGAACGCGCCACCUCGGCGGGUAAACGUGCCGAGAUUGAGGAUGCAGACACGCCACUCGAGUCCAUACUGCAACCGGAAACAACUGAACAAGUUUGUCUGUUGCGUGACAGUCCGUAUAGGAUAUUAAGGGCAGCAGAAUCAGGAAAUUUGGAUGAGUUUAAGCGUCUAUAUCAAGCGGAUAAUGGUCGUUUGUCUAUAAAAGAUGGCAAGGGACGAACAGCUGCGCAUCAAGCAGCAGCACGAAAUCGUGUGAAUAUAUUGAGAUAUAUAAAUGAUCAGCAUGGCAAUUUUAACGCAAAGGAUAAUGCAGGAAAUACUCCACUACAUGCGGCAGUUGAAAACGAUUCGUAUGAAGCGCUUAGUUAUUUGCUGUCCCUUCCCGUCGAUACUAGUUUACUCAACGAGAAGAAGCAAGCCCCGGUACAUUUGGCAACCGAAUUGAAUAAGGUACAUGCGCUACGGGUAAUGGGUAAUUACCGUAAAGUAAUCGAUAUACAACAGGGUGGUGAGCACGGACGCACCGCAUUGCAUUUGGCCGCCAUUUAUGAUCAUGAGGAGUGCGCUAGGAUAUUGAUAACCGAAUUUGAAGCAUGUCCCCGUAAACCCUGCAACAAUGGUUAUUAUCCCAUACACGAAGCGGCUAAAAAUGCCAGCUCCAAAACGAUGGAGGUCUUCUUGCAGUGGGGUGAACAACGUGGCUGCCCGCGCGAAGAAAUGAUAUCCUUCUACGAUUCCGAGGGCAAUGUGCCGCUACACUCGGCCGUCCAUGGUGGUGACAUCAAAGCGGUGGAAUUGUGUCUGAAGUCGGGCGCGAAAAUCUCUACACAGCAACAUGAUCUCUCGACGCCAGUGCAUUUGGCGUGCGCACAGGGAGCCAUUGAAAUCGUCAAGCUCAUGUUCAGCAUGCAACCAUCGGAGAAGCUCACUUGCCUCAGUUGCACCGAUGUGCAAAAGAUGACGCCCCUUCACUGCGCCGCCAUGUUCGAUCACCCGGACAUUGUUGAGUAUCUGGUGACGGAGGGUGCUGACAUAAACGCGCUAGACAAGGAACAUCGCUCACCGAUCUUGCUGGCAGCUUCGCGUAGCGGCUGGAAAACUGUGCAUCUGCUUAUACGUCUUGGAGCUAGCAUCAAUGUAAAGGAUGCAUCGUCACGUAAUGUUUUGCAUUUUGUGAUUAUGAAUGGUGGCCGUUUGCCGGAAUUCGCCGAAGAGGUGAACAAAAAGCAAUCGCAUUCUCAACUGUUGCAGUUGCUUAACGAAAAGGACGCAUCUGGCUGCUCUCCAUUACACUACGCCAGCCGUGAUGGUCACAUACGCUCGCUAGAGAAUCUUAUACGGUUGGGCGCUUGCAUUAACCUCAAAAAUAACAACAACGAAAGUCCAUUACACUUUGCUGCUCGCUAUGGUCGCUUUAAUACCGUUAAACAGCUGCUCGAUUCGGAGAAGGGCUCUUUUAUAAUCAACGAAAGUGAUGGCGAAGGACUCACACCGCUACAUAUCGCCUCGCAUCAGGGUCACACGCGUGUGGUACAGUUAUUGCUGAAUAGAGGUGCACUUUUGCAUCGAGAUCACAAUGGACGUAAUCCUCUACAUUUGGCCGCAAUGUCGGGCUACACACAGACUAUUGAGUUGUUGCAUUCCGUGCACUCACAUCUGCUCGAUCAGGUGGACAAGGAUGGAAAUACUGCCCUACAUCUGGCAACCAUGGAGAAUAAACCACAUGCCAUAUCAGUGCUGCUUUCGAUGAGAUGCAAACUAUUUUAUAACUAUAUGGAUAUGAGUGCCAUCGAUUAUGCUAUCUACUACAAAUAUCCCGAAUCCGCACUCGCCAUGGUCACACAUGAGGAACGCGCUAAUGAGGUAAUGGCAUUGCGUUCCGACAAAUAUCCCUGCGUUAUACUGGCAUUAAUUGCUUCAAUGCCCAAAGUGUUCGAGGCUGUGUUGGAUAAGUGCAUAACCAAAGCGAACUGCAAACGCGAUUCAAAGAGCUUUUACAUAAAAUAUUCAUUUCAUCCAUUCCAAAAAUCCCCUGCUGAAAUUGCAAAAAAACGAUUGACACUCAAUGAUCCCAAUUGGAGACCAGAUCCAUUGCUCACCAUAAAUAAAAGAUUUUGUGCCAUUUUAUUAAAAUACCACUUCAUAUUUUCCACAGCUUCUUUGGACACAAUCGCAUUUGAAAGCAACGAUGAUUUCAUAAAUAGUGAGCUGGAGCGUCAGCGGCGUAAAUUGCGGGAUAUCACCCGUCUAUUGGACCAACAACAUCAGCUUUUGCGAUUGAUAGUACAGAAAAUGGAAAUCAAAACCGAGGCUGACGACGUGGAUGAAGGUGUAUCACCAUACGAUCUAAGAGCCGUAUCGAAUUAUGGCAACGGACCAGCAGCUGGGUCACGUUGGACCUCACCACGAAUACGCAAUCGCCUACGAGCUGCGCUCAGUUUCAAUAAAAGUCUAUGAAUAGAUAGAUACACUGACUUAAUUAGUUGAAGAAAAAAUAUAAAAUAAAUAUUAUGCAAAUACUUACAAAUGAUAUUUGCUUUACUUACUCGUACAUAUGUACAUAUGUAUGUAUGUUUGUACAUGCAUAAAUUGUUUUAAGCAGAGACCAUAACGGUCAUAAUAAAAAAUUAUAAAUUAAAUGUUAAAAUUGGAUUUUUAUUUUUCCGAUCAAAUUUAACCGCUUUUGAACAGUCAGCUUAUAAUAAUUCACAUAGAACUGAAAAUUGUUACGAAAGUUGGAAACACCAUUAUAAAUUAAAUGCGAAAAGUCUCCAUCGUUCGCUUAUUUGCAAAAAAAAAAAAACAAAUGUGUUCUAAGUCAAAGGUCAAGGGUUGGUUAUCUAUAAAAACUGUUAUAGCACUUUCGUCUUUAAGAGUUACCAUUUCUGAGAUAUUGCGAUUCAAAAUUUUAGUAAAAGGUGGGUGUCCACUUAUUUAUAUGUAAAUCGUAAAUUUUGAUGGAAAUUAUUGUAUGUAUCUUUGCUUAAGUGCUCAUAACUUCUAUGUUUAUUGUUC